AUGAGGCUGACAAACGUCCUUCAGAUCCGUAAAAUUCACCCCUUCCGUAAACUAGAUCCAUGGUUUAGGAAAGAUCAGGUCCUCCGCUUUUCUUUUGUAAGUACAUAUUUCUGCCCAGAAACCUCCUCUUUUUAUGUCGUAUUUCGUAACAUAGUUUAUUGCUAUAACCCCGAUCAUGUCCAAUUUGGGCUUGACAUCCGUUUAAUCAGAGACAUGCCAAGCACAUCUGAGUUUAAAAUAUUCUUUAUGCCAACAUAGAUAACACAAUUCGUAUUUGUGUAGUGGCUAAUUGCCUUGUGCGUCACAUUUAUUUUGUGUCUUUGACUGACAAAUCGGAAUUUGUCAGUCAAGGACACAUAAGAGUGGAAAAGGUCUCGUUGUAUUCUUCUUUAAAAAACUCCUACCUUUUGACGGCGUUUUCGAGCAUGUGAUUUUGAUAUAAUAACUCUUCGUCCAGAACUCGGUUCUCUGCAUUUCCGCUUCUACAAACUGUCAAAGUGCUUUGCCCGGUUUAGCCGGCAAAACUAAGGUUAUGUAAAGAAGAAGACUCUUCGUGUACCGGAAUAGUUUUAUUUAGUUCUGAGCUUUUGUACUCGUGCAGGAGUCCAUCGUCAUAGAUAGUAGCAACAACAGAACGAGCGACAAUUGUAGGGGGAGCUAACCAAUCAUCGAUCGACGUCGUAGAACUAAAGGCGACUGCGCAGGGCCCUGUGUGCCGGCGCCAGACCGAUAAAUCGAUUAACUGAGCCCUCAUCCGAGACCCGGGCCUCAAUCAAUGCUCGGCCUGCUUUGUUUCUGGCGUGGAAGAUCAUUCUGAUGUCUGCGAAGUUGGACUGACGACCCAUUUCGUACGUGUGGGCAGCCACUUACGAUAAUUCGUCGCCUUGUCGCACAGUCAGCUUGUGUUCCUGUAUGUGCGGUCCGAGCAUGCGUCCAGUCUGACCUGUGUAAUGACAAGGGCAGUUUCGACAACGGAUGUGAUGCACUACUCCAAACUGCUUCCCAGGAUCUAGCCGGUCUUCAAUUUUCAUGACCUUCCUGCGCAUGAUGGCUUUGGGUUGGUUUUCAAUUCCAAUACCUAGUUCCGCAGCUGUGCGCAGUCACUUCUGGAACGUCCUUAAUGUGCGGCGAAGAAUGCCAAAUCUUCAGCCGUGUUGCUGCCUGAGUUCUCUGAGGGUGACCGCGUAGACAGCGACUUAUAAAUGUCUUCGGAUAGCCCCUCUUCAUAAACUGGUUAUGGAGAUAACGGACUUCACGUGCUCUUUCUUCCGGUUUACUGCAGCGAUUCCAGAUCUUUUACCAAUACACCGUAUUCAAAUUGAGCUUAAAAACUUGAUAUUUACCCCGGUAUGCGUUAACUGACCUGCAAAUAGAUGUUUCUGAUUUAACCAACGAUAUAAACUUAACAAUUAUCCCUUAGUAAGUUUCGAAUCCUUCCGUGCAUUGUUCUUGGGCCGACUGUUAAUCAAUUUCUUGACCGAUUACUUUUUUAAGGCAUAAGCCUAACCUUAGUUAAAUGCAUGCACGUAAGAGAAGGGUUCAUGCAACUGUAAUAUCCGUUUUGCUCCCAGCCUGACCUUGGAAAGAAAAAACCUUUUGGUUUUUAAUUCUUUACUGUUCAUAGCCUGAAAUUAGGUUUUUCAGUACCAUCUUGCCGAGUAAACCAUUUGGACUCAGCACGUCUACGAAUACUUAUAAUAUUCACAUUGAUUAUAUUUCAGCUUAUUUUUACGAAAGGAACGUAGAGAUAGUUUAUUAAAUGGAGAUAGCAGUAAUUUUGACAGGAAAUGAUGCAGAUAAACGGAUGUCAUUUGGGGCUUCACGGAUUCUGUUCAGAAACUCUGAAUGGUUGUCUUCUCAUAAUCGGCCAUUUCAGAUCAUCGAGCCUGUUAAUGACUUUGACACCUGUAGGUGUCCAACGGGGUAAGACGGACUAGACUAGAGGUUGGGAAAGUCGACUGAGGUUCGCAAUGGGAUGUCGUCAAUGUAGCCUCUCUUAAAAGGCGGGUUAGUUCGUAAUACAAGUCAGCGGGGGAUCUGUGCGGUUCAGACAUGAGGAAUCAGGGCAAAGUGAUGAUCGUUGAAAUGUUUAUUCUUGUACGCCGAAAAGUGCAAAACGUCUCGAAACAGAAUAGAACGUGUGACGUGAUAUAUGGAAAGGCACGAGUAGUAAAAUACUAAGCUAAACUACGGUAAUAAACUAGGUAAAAUUGUACAGAGAGAUAUGCAAAACGACGAGUUCGAUGGAUAGAAAAAUGGUCAAAUGGAUAACGGGACUUAGCGAGAAUGUGGCGAGGUAGCAAUCGUCCUGCGUCCGUGGUGCGUAAUUCUGAAAAAAGGGGCCGAGAGAAAAAAAAUACUGUUUAAAACAACUGUUCGUUGCACACCGAUAUUAGCAGCAAGAAUUUAAGGGGUGUUCGCUCUCCCCCCUCACAAAAACAACCCCAUUCCACUUGGCCCAUCCUAAUUGAAGUUAUACAAUAGUCCGCAUUGACUACCGUUCAGGAACUUGAGAAGCCACUUGUCCGGUGUUGGAAUACUAAAUUUUCAAACCAUAUGUAUGAUUAUUUUUAUUACCCGAGUCAGACACCUUCCCUUGGAUGGGUGAGUGCGUUAUCUGACCAUACCAUAUCACAUGAUCUUAACCCAGAGAACUAUAACGGCCCACUCUGCCGCACUGAAUUAACAAAGGGGUAAGAUUAGGGCACGACACGCGUUAACCAGUUUGUGCAGUCCGCUCAUCUCAUGACAAGGACCGCACAUGCAGAUGUGGUGGCACACUUAAGCGGAUGCUCAUUCCGCGGUAGCCAUCUGUGCCCAAUCCCAGCAGUAGGUCACUGACUGGCUCGGACGACGAGCUGACGCACACAAAGCGAAAAUGUAAACUCAGGGCACUCCGCCGCCCCGAUAUUUCAUUGUAUUCCUCAUUAUAAAUAGCCUAACGCGUCUUAACUCCAGCACGACGCGCCAAAAGUCGUUACUUUAAAGUCUACAAGCUGGCAGAACAACCAUUUCUCAGGACGGGAUCCGGGCUGGAAUAAGUCCUCCUUAAUGUGAUUCCUCUGGCGCACCCACUCAACUUGGAUUCGAACCGCCUCCUUGUUUCUGUGUAAACCCGGUCCAUCGUGUGCGUGCCAGUUCGUAUGUAGCUCGCGUAGACUGACCUUCUAGCUUUUUCAUCCACGGCACCCAAUCCUGCUUCCGGUUGUCCUGACUCUGUCUCGCCACCAGGCCCAGGAAGGGGGGAGUGCGGUGGAUGCUACGCCAGUCCAUUAUCACUAUAAACUAAUUCACGCGCAGGUUCUCGUACCGCGAGCACCACGCUCUGGGGCACACAGUAGAGAUAGUCGUUGCGACAAUCGAACUGGCUUAUCAUUUCGCAUGAUUUCAAGUAAUAUUAAUUGACUUAAGACGCAACGGUGGUGUCUUUCAAGAAAUUCAUUUUGCCUAAUUUUCAGCCAUUUGUAUGUCUUCUAUACUAUGGCCUGUGUCGUCAUUAUUCUCUGUUUUGCUGUCUAUCAUUCUAAGCCGCACCAAUUCUUCUGUUCCCCUUCACUCAUUUAUGCAAUCAAGCAAAGUUUACUACAUGCAUUUGGUUAUUGGGAACUCAAAAUUACAAUCAAAGCAUUACUGGUUACUGUUUCUCUGUCUUGAACGGUGACUUACUUGUUCGUAUACGUUCACUAAAUCCUUGCAGUUUUGCUGUAAAAUUAAUCACUUGACUGUUGUAUUUUAUUUGUCCUCUCUACUCACGUUUUACGUAGUCUCACGCGGCAUAUAUUCGUGCCGAUAGAAGUGUGGCCUUCCGUUUGCUCGUUUUUGAUGUUGUCGAAUAAAUAAGAUUUUCAAGCCAAUUAAAGGUUUGCAUGAUUAGUAAACAGACAUUUUGCUUGCAUACUGGAAUUCCAAAUCCUUGCACAUUCAUACGUCUUCUUAACCCAGCCUACCGGGUUAUCUUAAUCUUUCGCUUCUUAAAUCUGGUCGUUUAGAAUGCAUCUUGUCCGGAACCUACAAGGAAUUCGUGGCGUAACAAUCCUUCAGUGUUAUUUAAAAUGUUAUCACUAUUAAUGACAACUUUAUCACAAGCAUGUCAACACUUUUCAGUUAGUCCCAAAUCUCAGAGUUGCGAAAGGAUUUAGACUACCGGUCUAAGAAUAGCACCUUUAGACACGAAGACCCUUACUUUAGGUCGUAAUUGUGAAGUCAAGGAGAAACUUGUGACUGAAUAUUUAGGCCCCGUCCACAAUAGACGUUUUUACAUCGAAGUGUUGUUCGAGUAACGUUUUGUCCGUUUGUUGUAGUAACUCUCUCGUCAAAAGUCUAUAGCCUACCUGCUUUCAUGCGUCUGCAGGAAGACCUAACAAAUACUCCACCGCCGAGCUCUAAGUAAUGCUUGUAUCGGACGUUUCAUGGGAUUUGGAGCACGGGCUUUCCUUAACAACUGCUCAGAUUGUUUUUUGGAAGGCGUGUCCUCCAGCGUUUUGAUCCAAGAACCUAACCACAAGGUAGCGGUAGUCAGCAAACUUAUCUACAGGCUGUUAAUAGUAGCCCUGUCGCAGUUUUGUCAUAAGGCUUUGAGACAUUUUAUAAGACAGUCAUCGUGCCAGGCCCCAGCCGUCCGCGCUCCGGCAUCAGUGUCGCUGCUGGCCCGCGACUCCUGGUUGGCCAGACCCGAGAGCUUGCGUAUUUCGCAGCUACGCGCCACAUGUGGGCGUCCCUGGUAACCAGCAACAAGACUAAUGGUAUUCGACCUCCGUUGCCGGCGUAGAGAAUGGGUCGAGCACUUCAGAUUCAUUCUUCACAGCGACAUCAUCGAGACUGACUAUAUCAUAAAUUAUUACAGUUGUACCAAAUAAAAGUACGAGUAGGAAACCUAAGUUCACACUCGGUUUGGGACGAUGUGAGCCUGACCCUCACCGAUCAGGUUUGGUUGCGAAGACGAGACACAGGCGUUCUGCCUUGCUUUGGGAUUCACGGUCAGAACACUCGCAGACGGUAACGCACAAAUGUUUCCGGCGGUGACAACAAAGCCUUAGUAAAAAAUCUGCAUAAUUACUCUUUCCUAUCCCUCCCCCAUCCAAUUAUUUACUGAAAGGUCCCAUUUGAGCAAUUAUAAACUGCCCUUUUCAUCCUGGGUUCUGCGUUUUCCCAUUGUUUACCGCAUAUUUCCCAUAAACUUUGGUACCUACAUUGUGAUCAUUCUUGAUAAAUCAUCAAUUUAGCUUCAUACUAGUCUGCACCCGUCUUUUGGAACUUCAUCUUCUUCUGAACACACACAUCACUUUCGAUACCAGACUGUCCGUUGCGUUGACGCAGUAUAAACACUUUAGGGGGAAGGUGAUCCCAUACUAACAGCACAGGUACUAGCUGAAAGCCCAUUAAUGCGUGUUUCGCCGAUAUUCUGCCGCUGCAUGGCGCAACUGCAAGGAGUUCGGCUCGUCAGUGAGUUCCCCAGCAUUUUCCGUCUGUCUUCUGGUAGAUAAUUCAAUUUGGAAAUUGCCUCUUCUUAGUUUCCCCAAAAACUAACCCCUUAGUCAAAUCUGUGUGAAAGCUGCGUCACACAGACGCCGACAUUCUCUGACAUGUAGUUCAAAAAUCCAAGUGGUAUCAAGCUCUUGCAGCCAUUGAGGCAGAACAAGGUAGAAGGACGCCCACCGAUCGUGUUAUGGAACUCACUCGUCCUGUCGUACUUUGGGGCUCUCUCACGAGCCCCGCCAGCAGCCUCACAGCUGCGCAUGGCAUAGGCAGAAUAGCAUUACUGACAAAGGCAAGAGAGACUGGAAUGGCCAUUUCCGGCUUAUUAGCCGUCGUCAGCCAGUCAUGCCCACUCCUGAAGUGUGGAGCACCUGGGUCUCAAUCUCGCAACCUGUUAGUUAAAAGUCCAACACGUCUAACCACUGAGUUACUGGCUCGUUACCCUGUCCAUUACGAUCGGGUAUAUGCAAUGGUGGAAGGACGCUCAUCGGUCGCGCCACAGGAUUCACUCGUACCACUCUUUCUAUAUCACGCACCACAGUGCGGCCGCUGGCGGGACGAGUGGGUUCCGUAGCGCGAUCGGUGACCGUCCUUCUACUGACAAGACAAUGAGUCCGUGGCUCAUUAAUUAGGGGCGUUGGAUUUCAAACCAGCAGGUCGCGCGAUCGAGCUACAGGUGUUCCACACCUCAGGCUUGUGUAUGACUAGCCGACGAUGGCUAAUAAGCCAGAAAUGGCCAUUCCAGUCUCCCUUGUCUUUAGCGGUAAUGCUAUUCUGCAUAUAACACUUUUACAUUUUCGACGACUGCUGCAGCCUGACUGUACUCGUCUGAGCGUUUGCGCCCCCGAUGGUGUUUUUGUCAUCGUUCAGUCACACUCAGCCUCUACUCAUCAGUAUUCUGUACUCCACAGCAACCAAUAAUCUUCUCCCCUCCUAACUUCCUACCCUGCCCCCACAUGCAGCUCUUCCGAGGACGGACGGCCCGAUGCUUUCGACUUGCCAGAGACCGCCUCGCCAAGGCCCUUCAAUUUGUCAAGACCGUGCGUGAGACACGCCGCCGUGACAUGUAUGCCCUCUGGGACGCACGUAUUCAGUCGGCCUGUGAGGAGCAUGGUCUGUACUCUUCAAAAGCCCUCUACGAGGGUCUGGCCCAGGCCAACAUUCCACUCAACCGAAACAUGCUGCACACCCUUGCCCUCUACGAACCGCGCACUUUUCAGGUGAGUUUAAUCGUCUCUGUCAUCAUUUUUUUACUUCGACAGAGUCUUGUAGACAUCGCCAAGCAGUACCACCUGGAAGCCGGUGUCAGUCUGCCUCAUACCACCCCACCAGCGCCAUUUGUUUCCCGCGGCCUCCUAACGAAGCCCAUCGUUCCAGGAAAUGCGCGUCUUUACGAAUGA
Spirometra erinaceieuropaei is the source of this 6875-nucleotide messenger RNA. Lineage: Eukaryota; Metazoa; Platyhelminthes; Cestoda; Diphyllobothriidea; Diphyllobothriidae. The record is from the annotation of a GenBank genome assembly.